Molecule: messenger RNA, 1584 nt
Organism: Asparagus officinalis (garden asparagus)
Lineage: Eukaryota; Viridiplantae; Streptophyta; Magnoliopsida; Asparagales; Asparagaceae
Product: VAN3-binding protein-like
Exons: 7
Coding region: 77-1438 (453 amino acids)
Biological process (GO): auxin-activated signaling pathway; leaf vascular tissue pattern formation; phloem or xylem histogenesis
Source: RefSeq, a predicted model, not a curated record
AUCUACUCAUUUUUCUCUUUAAAACCCCACUACAAGUCCGCAAACCUCUCAACCGCCCCCAAAAACAGGACAAACAAUGGAAAGCAACAAGAGUGCCAUUCUUGAAUCUCUUUCUCCACGGCCACCCCCAAGCCUACCCUCUAUAGACCCAAUGGAGUUCCUCUCUCGCUCGUGGAUUCCUUCCGCACCCACUUCUGCGCCCUCUCACCUUGUAGGGCCCAUCGCAGAGAACGCCAUGGGAGAGCUGAAGGAUGGUGAUGAUGAUGAAGAGGUUUCUGUUACUGGGAAUCCCUUCACCUUUGGGAACAGUGCCACUUCUCAGCUUGUUAUGGAGAGGAUCAUGUCUCAGUCUGUAAGAAAUUUUGCACUCAGUUUUCUUUUUCCCUUCCAUUUCUUGUGGGGAUUAUUGUGCGGUGGUGGAUCUCUGAGCGACAGCCCUCCCGUCUCCCCUUCCAAUAAUGACGACUCCUGCAGAGUGAACAACAGCAGAACACCCAACUACCGAGCAACCAACAACAAAACAGUCGGAAGAUGGCUAAAGGAAAGGCGAGAGAAGAAAAAAGAAGAAACCCGGGCCCACAACGCCCAGCUUCACCGCUGCCAUCUGGUGGCCGGAGUUGCAGCAGCAGUAGCUGCAAUUGCCGCAGCCACUGCAGCACUGGCGUCGGCAUCCUGCAAGGAUGAGCGUGGCAGCCAAGACGACGUGGCCGUGGCGUCCGCGGCGACCCUUGUCGCCGCUCAUGUGUCGAGGCAGCCGAGGCCCCUCGGAGCCGAGCGUGAGCACUUGGCCACAGUUGUAGGUUCGGCUGUUAGUGUUCGGAACCCUGGGGAUGUUGUUACCCUCACUGCAGCAGCAGCUACAGCUUUGCGAGGGGCAGCGACACUGAAAGCAAGAGUGCUGAAGGAAGUCUGGAACAUUGCAGCAGUCAUACCAGUGGAGAAAGGGUCAAUGGAGGAGCGCAGCCAGCAUCGCCACAGGCGCAACCAUCAGCAGAGGAAUCAAGAGAGAAAAGACGAUGGGCCAAAUGGCGAUACCUUUGCUGAAGAUAACUUCCUUGGGUUAUGUACCCAAGAGCUUCUUGCUCGAGGAACCGAACUCCUUAAACGUACCAGAAAAGGUGAUCUUCACUGGAAGAUAGUUUCGGUAUACAUACAUCGAACAGGAGUUGUGAUGCUCAAGAUGAAGAGCAGACAUGUUGCAGGAACAAUCACCAAGAAAAAGAAAUGUGUUGUAUCUGAUAUAUGCAAGGAUGUAAUGGCUUGGCCAGGAAGGCACUUGCUUGAAGGAGGAGAAGAUCGGCGUUAUUUUGGGUUGAAGACUGCAGAGCAGAGAGUGAUUGAGUUUGAAUGUAGAAGCCAGAGAGAGUAUGAGAUGUGGACUCAAGGAGUAUGUCGACUCCUUUUGAUCGUUCGAGAGAGCAGACGUGGCCGCAGAUAAAUGGGAGAAAACUUGCGCUUUGGAAAGGAAUCGCGUGCAAUGUAAAUUAGGUAAAAGAAAAUGUGGUAGAUGAUGAUAUCAGAGCGUUAUUAUUCUUGGUAUUGUUUUCUUCUCUAAUGCUUUAUUUUAAUGGUUCUGGUUUGAAA